GAAGUCUUCUCCUCCUGGCUUUCCAUCACGGUUUGCAGAUGGGUAAUCUUCAUCUGUCUGGAGAAACCGGAGGAAACUCUGACGGCAGCUCUGGAGUAACUCUGGGAGAAAUCAGGAGAUAUUCAGAGGACAUGACAGAGGAGUGACCCUGCAUUACAACGACCCCCAGCUGAGCCGCUGCCCUUCAUUGAUGCGACCAGACAAGUUGGAGUGACUUCCAUUCCAGUGGAUCCGUUGGACGAUGGCCGCCGCAGCAGAGGACCCCCACCUGGGCUCAGGACCGGAUGACGACGGCGACGCACCAGGACUGGACUCGGACUCUGACAGCAUCCUGUCCGAUGACUCUGUGCUCCCUGACAGCUCAGUGGAGGCAGCAAACAGCGGCUCGGCCAACACUGUCUACGAGGCGUGCCUCCGCAACGACUCGGCCGCUCUGAAGAAAGUUCUGGAGAGAGGGGUCACCAGGGAGGAGGUGAUGGAGCUGGACGUUAACGGAUGGAACGGCCUCAUGGUGGCUUGCUGCAAGGGUUUCCUUGACAUUGUGCAUGGGCUUCACACCUGUCCCUUCAUAGACAUAAAUCAUCAGGAUAAUGAAGGCAACACGGCACUAAUGAUUGCAUCUCAAGGAGGUCAUAUAUUCACAGUGAUGUAUCUCCUAAACUACUACCCAGGAGUUGACACUGAAAUAAGGGACUGCAGAGGAUUCACAGCCCUCAUCAAAUCUGCUAUGACCGGCCGCUGUGACGUCGUAGCUGCCCUUGUUAUGGCCGGGGCUGACGUGAACGCAGUGGACUCCUUCCGGGGAAGGUGCGCUCGCGACUGGGCCCUGAAGACAGGUCGCUAUGAGACCUUCCACCGUCUCCGCCGCCUCACCAUGCGGCCGAGAGCCGAGCAGUUCUGCGAGAGCUACGUCCCAGAGUGGCCCGACCUCGUGGGCAGAGUGACCAGGGCCACGUCUCAGAAGACGUCUGCAGAGAAGAUCACACUGCGCCUCAAAAGCACGUUUGGAUUCAGCUUUCCUCGUGACCCCCAGGAGAACGGGGUGAUGGACCACAUGGUGCGCAUGACCACCAGCAUCCACAGCCCGCUGGUUGUAACCGGGUGCCACCCUCUGCUGCCCACCAGCCCACCCGAGCUGGGGAAGAGACGGCUGGCGGUGGCGGAGCUGGUGAAGAAACAUCCACAUAAGGAUCUGGAAGGCAGCUCGGUGUGCCACAGCAACGGCUCGGUGUCGCACAUCACGCCCUGCAUCCACUCUGCAGAGACAGUGGCCUCGGUGUGCUGCCCCGACACCGAGCGCAGAGGCAGCAUCCUGUCGGUGGCCUCCAACAAGGUGGCCACCGCCUUCAUCCCUCGAAGCAUGGCGAGACGCAACAGCGUGUUCCCAUCCGGGUGCAUCCCUCAGAUCAACGUGAACAAGCCUUCAGACCAAACGCCAAAGAAGGAGAAGAAGAAGAAGAAGAAAGACAAGGGCUACCUGGAGCCACCCAAGUGGAGAUACAAGGAGCUUAAGGACGAGAAGAAGAAGGAGAAGAAAAACGCCGAGAAAGACAAGGAAGGAAAAGGAAACAAAAAGGAUAAAGAGAGUAGGAAGACAAAAAAUUGAUGGUGGAAACAAAUAACUCCAAGGCACUCUCCUCUGGAUACUAACAACAAUUCAUAAUUCACGCCAAAACAUGUCUGAAUUUGAUCUUUUAGACCAUUUCAUGCUGCUAAAAGCAUUCUAGUGAAUGUUUUACUUUAUUUGCCUGGGAGUUUGGGGACGUUCAACUUCAAGCCCAUCUGAAGAAAAACAUGUCAAAUCAGCCCAGGCAGCAUUUCUUCCACACAGACAUCAGAAAUGUUUUGGCAAGAUUUCGCUUAACCUGAAGCUCUAAAAGUCACAAAAAUACCUCAUAUGUGCAAAAUAUUUAUUUUAUAUCAUAUUGUAAACAGUGUAGCACUAUUUGAACAUUGUUGGUAUCAGUAAAAGCCUCAGAGAUGCUCUUUUAUAAGAUGUGCAUAUAAAACCCAUAUUGAAUCAUUUAUUGACAGAUAUAGUGCCUACAUCAUCACCCAUUCAAUAAACCCAGUAAGUCACAGAUCAGGCGUUUGUCUGUUUGCUGAUAUUUACAAUUUAGGCUCUACAAGUGAAGCUAAGUUACUGCAGCUCAUUAUUGUUGCUGCGCAGCAAAAAGAGCAAUCACAGGUUGACCUUAAUAAAAACCACAAAAUUCAGAUUUUAUUAGAAUAGUAUCUGAUAGACCAGCACAAAGAGAUUAAAACACAUGAAAUGGGAGAAAAAGAACAUAAUUUUCACACUUCUGAGCAAGUGACAUCUGAAAAGUGUGGCAUGAAUUUGUUUUAGACCGAGAGGCUUAAAUGAAAUGUUGCCUCCAGGGUGUCUGAAGAAUGAGAUGAUUAAAGCAUAUUUAUCUGUCAGAGAGAUGGGAUAUUAAACUAAGAAUUAACUCUGAAUAAUAACAAUAAUAAUAAUUUGUAUUUCUAAAAUAAUAAUAAAAAAAUUCCACCUCUUUGUAAGUGCAGUUUGAUCGACUUUUAUCACAUAAAUCCCCAUUAAAAUUUGUGGUUGUAAUGUAAUAAAAUGCAGAAAGGUUCAAAGGCCAUGAAUACCAGUUUAUGCAAAAUAAUCACUUUAUUUUCUUGCUAUUAAUAUUUAUUAUUUUGCAGCCUGUGUGGUUGAGAACGAAUGUAACGGAGAGUAAAUUUAAAUCCUCCCGUCUUCCGCUGUUUUCUAAUAUUGCCAACAAUUAAUCAAUAAGAUAUGAACAGUUCUCAGUCUAUAGGAUGGUUUUAAAUAAAUUUAGAGUUGCAGAGGUUUGUGUGAUAUUUCUUAGUAUUUAAAUAUAUUUUGAAUGCAUAAAUGAUUGUGCAAAGUGGAACAAAAGACUUGAAUUCAUUUAAGAUUUGUGAAUGUAGU
This is a messenger RNA of Poeciliopsis prolifica (blackstripe livebearer), 2920 nucleotides long. It is a transcript of the gene ankrd33ab, whose product is annotated as ankyrin repeat domain 33Ab. Bases 242 to 1606 code for a protein of 454 amino acids. The record is from RefSeq and is a predicted model, not a curated record. Gene Ontology annotation, molecular function: protein binding. Lineage: Eukaryota; Metazoa; Chordata; Actinopteri; Cyprinodontiformes; Poeciliidae. The transcript is spliced from 5 exons.